CAUAUUCACAAAAUCCGGCGAUCAUAGGUAGAUGGCGCUCGCGGAAGCAUGGCCUUUUCCUGUUCACGCUUGUUCGGACGAAGACGUGAACGUAAACAAUGGAUGACAAAGAAGUUUUCGAGGAUAUGGUGGUGGCAACCACGAACACGUUGCCAGUAGCAAUGCCGGCUGAAUUGCCGGAGAUCAAACUGUUUGGACGCUGGAACUGCGACGAUGUGCAAGUGAACGACAUGUCGCUGCAGGAUUACAUCGCGGUUAAAGAGAAGAACGCGAAAUAUCUUCCACACUCUGCGGGACGUUAUGCGGCGAAGCGCUUUAGGAAAGCCCAGUGUCCAAUUGUGGAGCGUCUGACAAACUCACUCAUGAUGCACGGCAGGAAUAACGGAAAGAAACUGAUGGCUGUGCGAAUUGUUAAACACGCCUUUGAAAUCAUUCACCUUCUCACUGGCGAGAAUCCCCUACAGGUUCUCGUCACAGCCAUCAUCAACUCAGGCCCGAGGGAAGACUCAACGCGUAUCGGACGUGCCGGUACGGUAAGACGACAGGCCGUGGAUGUGUCUCCGUUACGUCGUGUUAAUCAAGCCAUCUGGUUAUUAUGUACUGGCGCACGAGAGGCCGCAUUCCGCAACAUUAAAACGAUCGGCGAAUGUUUAGCCGAUGAGCUUAUUAACGCUGCUAAGGGCUCGUCGAAUUCGUACGCGAUCAAGAAGAAGGACGAGUUGGAGCGUGUCGCCAAGUCUAACCGAUAA
This is a messenger RNA of Monomorium pharaonis (pharaoh ant), 749 nucleotides long. RefSeq names its product 40S ribosomal protein S5 (gene RpS5a). The transcript has 3 exons. Gene Ontology annotation, cellular component: ribosome; cytosolic small ribosomal subunit. The record is from RefSeq and is a predicted model, not a curated record. NCBI's taxonomy places the organism in Eukaryota, Metazoa, Arthropoda, Insecta, Hymenoptera, Formicidae. Gene Ontology annotation, molecular function: rRNA binding; mRNA binding; structural constituent of ribosome. The coding region runs from base 99 to 749 and encodes 216 amino acids. Gene Ontology annotation, biological process: translation; ribosomal small subunit assembly.